AUGUCUGGCGUCUGGGGCUGGUUCGGCGGCGGCGGCGGCGCCAAGAAGAAGAAUGACGCCAAAGAUGCGAUCCUUGGCCUUCGGGUCCAGCUCGAUAUGCUUCAGAAGAGAGAAAAGCACCUCCAAAACCUGAUGGACGAACAAGACGCUAUUGCGAGGAAGAACGUCAACACCAACAAGAACGCCGCAAAGGCUGCCUUACGUCGCAAGAAGGGCCACGAGCAUAGCCUCGAGCAGACUAUAUCUCAGAUUACGACACUCGAGUCCCAGAUCAACGCUAUCGAGUCGGCGAAUAUCAACCGGGAGACGCUGCUGGCAAUGGAGAAGGCCGGCCAGGCCAUGAAGGGCAUCCACGGCAAGCUUACAGUCGACAAGGUGGACCAGACAAUGGAGGAACUCCGCGAACAGAAUGCCCUCAGCGAGGAAAUCGUCAACGCCAUUACGACGGGCCAGACGGACAACAUCAUCGACGAGGAUUUGGAAGAGGAGCUGGAAAAUAUGCAGCAGGAGCAGUUGGACGAGCAAAUGAUAAGCACCGGGUCAGUGCCAGUGUCGGAUGCCGUCCAUCGCAUGCCGGCUGCAGCGAAUGGAGAAAUCAAAGGCAAGGCGCCCAUUGCCGAAGAGGACGACGAAGAGGCCGAGCUUCGCAAGCUGCAGGCGGAAAUGGCCAUGUAA
Messenger RNA from Colletotrichum graminicola M1.001, 675 nucleotides. RefSeq names its product Snf7 family protein. Bases 1 to 675 code for a protein of 224 amino acids. Gene Ontology annotation, cellular component: ESCRT III complex; multivesicular body; cytoplasmic side of plasma membrane. The transcript is spliced from 4 exons. The record is from RefSeq and is a predicted model, not a curated record. Gene Ontology annotation, biological process: vesicle budding from membrane; late endosome to vacuole transport via multivesicular body sorting pathway. Lineage: Eukaryota; Fungi; Ascomycota; Sordariomycetes; Glomerellales; Glomerellaceae.